GACACUGUUGUACGGGAAAACAGAGCCAAUGUAUCUUGAUAAUUGGGAGCUCUAAACAAUUUUGUAAAGAAUUUGAACAAAAUUUAAACAAUUUUGGAAGCCUAUAUUCAUGUACAUUUUCUUCAAAUUUCGGGAGCUGUAGCCCAAUGUUUCAAUUGUCAUGCUCAUGUUCACCGGCUCUGGCAGGUAAUCACCAUCAAUUAACUGGAGUUGAGAUUUCAGGGGCUAUAAACAUCUUUUGAAAAUAAAAUUAAAGGAUGACUUCAAUAAAAAAAAGUUCAUAAUUUUGGAGGUCCAUACAUAUGUUUAUUACCACUAAAAAUUUUGGGGACCAAAACUGAUGUUUCAUAGAGUUGUUCAUAUAGCGCGAGAAUACUAGCUUCUUUGUCUGCUUCAUAUUUGUUUUUAGAUAAGACAGAUUGCAAAUCUGCCUUCAUCUUGUUUGUGAGUAUCUCAGUCUUGUUGAAAAUAACCAUUGUUACAGAUAGCUUUUGAGUAGUUAAAAAUAGGAAAGUAAAAAUCGGGUCAUAUUAAAAAGUCUUCUUUCUUUCUUAUUCAGCAACAAUAGCUUCAUAUGGUAAAGUCUACAUCAACUUCAACCUUUUAUCUCUUUCUACUGAUAAGUCUCAUCUUAUUCACUAAAACAACUGCCUCCACUAAUUCUCUCUACAUAUACCAACAAUAAGAUACGUUUCUCUCAUUUUCUGUUAUCUUUAACCCCUUCCACUCAUCUCUCUCUACAAUGAUGAGAAAAGGAGACGACCGGUUUAGAGCGGUUCACGAAGACGAACCGCUUUUUAUCACAGGGAGGAGAACCGGAAGGGUGAUAGCGUACCGGGUUUUCUCAGCCUCUGUUUUCUUUUGCAUCUGUUGGAUUUGGCUCUACAGAGUGACCGCACCAGUAGAGGUUGAUGAGAACCGGACCGGUUUAGUUCGAUUCGUGUGGUUGGUUAUGCUAGUCACAGAGAUUUGGUUCGGUUUGUACUGGAUAGUCAUGCAAUCUCCCCGCUGGAACCCGGUUUGGCGGUUCACCUUCACCGAUAGACUCUCCCGGAGGUACGGUGACGAUCUCCCUAGGCUCGACGUUUUCGUCUGCACGGCGGAUCCGGUGAUUGAGCCGCCGUUGAUGGUGGUCAACACAGUCUUAUCCGUAGCGGCUCUAGAUUACCCACCGGAGAAACUUGCCGUGUAUCUCUCGGACGACGGUGGUUCCGAGCUCACGUUCUAUGCUCUUGCGGAGGCAGCUGAGUUUGCUAAAGUUUGGGUUCCGUACUGCAAAAGAUUCAACGUUGAACCGAGAUCCCCUGCUGCUUACUUGACGUGCAAGGCAAGUGGUUUUGAUUCAGCUGAAACAGAGGAAGUGGCUAGGUUGUAUAAAGAAAUGGCGGCGAGGAUUGAAACGGCGGCGAGACUCGGGAUAAUACCAGAUGAGGCGCGUUUGAAGUACGGUGACGGGUUCUCCCAGUGGGACUCUCACGCUACUCGCAGAAACCAUGGAACCAUUCUUCAAAUUUUGGUAGAUGGAAGAAAAGGUAAUACAGUAACAGUACCAACGUUGGUGUAUCUAUCGAGAGAGAAGAGACCAGAGCAUCAUCAUCACUUCAAGGCUGGAUCCAUGAACGCAUUGAUAAGGGUGUCUUCGAAGAUCACAUGUGGGAGAAUCAUACUAAACUUGGACUGUGAUAUGUACUCAAACAACUCAAAGUCAGCACGCGACGCGCUCUGCAUCCUCCUUGAUGAGAAAGAGGGGAAAAAGAUUGCUUUCGUGCAGUUCCCGCAGUGUUUUGAGAACCUUACCAAGAAUGAUUUAUAUGCAAGCAUGAUGCGAGUUGGAUAUGAUGUGGAGUUUAAUGGAUUAGAUGGAAAUGGCGGUCCAUUAUACAUUGGAACUGGCUGCUUUCACAGAAGAGAUGUGAUCUGCGGAAGAAAGUAUGGCGAGGUAGAGGUUGAAGAAGAAGAAGAAUCUGAGUAUAUUUCAGAGACUGAGAUGAUUAAGGCUCUUGCAAGCUGCACUUAUGAAGAAAACUCUCAAUGGGGAAAGGAGAUGGGUGUGAAAUAUGGUUGCCCGGCAGAGGAUGUAAUAACCGGUUUAGGGAUUAAAUGCCGUGGAUGGAAAUCAGCAUACUUGAACCCGAAAAAGAAAGCUUUUGUCGGUGUAGCGCCGACCAAUUUGCAUCAAAUGCUAGUGCAGCAAAGGAGAUGGUCAGAGGGUAACUUUCAGGUUCUGCUUUCAGUGUAUAGUCCGGUUUGGUAUGGCCAAGGGAAGAUCGGUUUAGGAUUGAUACUUGGUUACUGUUGCUAUUGCCUUUGGGCUCCAAGUUCAGUACCUGUGCUUAUUUACUCUGUUUUGACUUCUCUCUGUCUCCUCAAAGGCAUUCCUCUGUUUCCAAAGGUCUGGAGCUCGUGGUGGUUUAUCCCGUUUGGAUACGUGACUGUUGCAGCUAAUGCUUAUAGCUUAGUCGAGUUCUUGUGGUGCGGAGGUACGUUACGUGGGUGGUGGAACGAGCAAAGGACGUGGCUUUAUAGAAGAACAAGCUCGUUUAUAGAAGAUGCCAGUGACCGUGACAGUUAACUCCUUUGUAAAGUUUGCAACAGCUUGUCUUUUAGGGCAUUUCCAAUAAAAUUUUCUCCAACUCCACUCCAUAAACCCCGAGUAAUCUUAGCUAUUACUCUAUUAUGAAGUUGAAUAUUAUUUUUUUAUAAAAUGGUCAUUUUAAUCUUCAA
Brassica rapa (field mustard) is the source of this 2724-nucleotide messenger RNA. RefSeq names its product cellulose synthase-like protein E1. Gene Ontology annotation, molecular function: cellulose synthase (UDP-forming) activity. Gene Ontology annotation, biological process: cellulose biosynthetic process. Gene Ontology annotation, cellular component: membrane. Lineage: Eukaryota; Viridiplantae; Streptophyta; Magnoliopsida; Brassicales; Brassicaceae. The record is from RefSeq and is a predicted model, not a curated record.